CAUUAUGCUAUCCGGCAGCACUGGGGAGCGGGCGUCUGGGGAUGUGAAGGCAUAUGGGUGACGACUACAACUCCCAGCAUGCACUGCGAUAGAGGAGAAGGUAUUAUGCGGCGAUGGGGAGCGAUGCAUGCCGGGAGUUGUAGUCCAUAUCUCAUUUGCGGUCCGCUGUGAAAGCUGUCCUACAACAUGGGUAGUUAGGAAGGAGGGAACAUGCAGGGCUUAUUUGCUUGUUUUAGGGUUUAUUUAGCUGAUGUGGAGUUUGUUUACCUGCCAUAUGGUUUAUUUACCUUUUUUAGGCCUCAGUAACCCUGCUGGGGCUUGUUUGUCUGCUGUCAAUUUGGACACUUGCCUGGUGAGGAGUGACAGGACCUGAGUGAGGAAAGAGCGGCCUGAGGGAGUGAGUGAAAAGCUGAAUAAAUCCGAGUCGUGGUGCUUGAGAGACGAGAAGGGUGCUGGGUUUGUGGCUACUCCCUUCUGUGUGUCAGCUUUUUCCUCUGUCUCUAUAGUAAGAAAAACUAUAGAUUUAAACCGCAUCAGAGACCACUGUGCUUAUGUGCUAAGAUAAUGAAACCCCGCCACACAUCUUCCAAUAAAAUGGGGACACCAAGUGGUGGGAAAUCAGCAAAAAAUGCUUUUAAAUCAAAAAAUCAACAAGGGACUUCUAGCAAAAAAAAGAGAGCAGAUGAACAAGGAAGAAAACAAGGUCAAAAAAGACAGCAGGUCCCUCAGAAAGGCAAAAGGGGAGUUAAGGAACUGAAGGACUAUUCCCCUGCAGGAGAAAAUGGUUCUUCAAAAAAGGUGAAGCUGUCCAGUGCUACAAUAAGAUCUUGGCAGCCUCUCUCAGAGAACAGUAGGCUGUUCCUGGAAAGUAUAGUGGAUUCAGUAGUACUAUCUGUUUUGUCCCAACAGAGGGAGGAAAAAGAUGAUGUUCAGAAGCACCUCAAUGUCCUGAAAAACAAGGUGCUGAGAAGUUUCAAGACUUUAAAUGUACCUCCAGAGAAGCUGGGCAACCUGAAGAAUAUCCUGAGCCUUCAAAUGGCAGAGAAAGAAAUGCUUGAGACAAAUGAGGAGUCUUUGGUACAACUGCAGGAUGAAAUAACUGAAGUAGUGCGAUCAGUGGAGCGCAUUGAGGAAAAUAUACAGCGGCUGCAGCACAAAAUCCAGGUGCUCAAGAACCAGUUAGAGAAAGAUGAAAAAGAUGCCAGGAAGGUAUUCCAGGAAAAUGGCAGUGGAGAACUCCAGCUUCCAGAACUCCCCAAGUGCAGUUUGCAGGCACCCACUUUGCAGGAGGAAAUUUUGAAGGUAAAGAAUCAGAAGGACCUUUUAAAGGAUAUGAAUGCUAUUCAGCAGUCAGCUGACUUGAAGAACUUACUAACCCUUGUUGAAAAGACCUAUGAGAAGGUGGAUUUGCUUUGAGAAGCCAAAGUGUGUGGAGCCUCUGUGUUGAGUUUGGAAUCUGCUUUCUUCCUAAUGGCCUUCUUGUUGUGACUGCUGCAUUUCUGUUAAAACAUUUUCUAUUAACAUUGGUAUAUAAAUGUGUAGAUAC
Molecule: messenger RNA, 1546 nt
Organism: Onychostruthus taczanowskii (white-rumped snowfinch)
Lineage: Eukaryota; Metazoa; Chordata; Aves; Passeriformes; Passeridae
Gene: CENPQ
Product: centromere protein Q
Exons: 9
Coding region: 565-1416 (283 amino acids)
Source: RefSeq, a predicted model, not a curated record